AUGUCGUCUACAAACACUAACCUGCACGUCAACUUGACGGCAAAAGAGAGGGCUAGGGGUCCCCAGCCUGGGCUUCAGCCUCCUGACCCAAAGAGAAUCAAAGUGAUAUCUGAUCUAACGCCUCCAGCUUCUGAACACGGAGGUCGUACUCCUCAGCCUGAAUAUCCUAUUAAAGAGGUUAAAGACUGCAAAGAAGUAAAGGAAUUGGAAGAUCUAGAAAACUCGGCGAAUGGACUGCCCCCAAAUGACCAAGCUAUUGCCCAGUCGGCUGUAGAGGGGGCGUCAAUCAUCGAUCUGGUAACCACAAGUGGGAGCUCGGAAGAAGAAGAAAACAGAACUAGUACGGCUGCUUCUGAGCUUCGACCACGUGACAGAAUCGUGGAGAAUGAAAAUGUUGGGAGAGCAGACCGCAUGGGCCCUAGCCAGCUGGCCCUACAUAUCCCAUUAAACAAAAUCGUUAAUCCUGACCAUGGGCCAGAAUAUGAUCCCAUCAGCUUCCCGAAACACAUCGCUAGCAAACUCUUCGAUUCUCAAAUUGAAGGCAUCCAGUUCCUUUGGAGAGAAGUCGUUCAAAAAGGUGAAGGCGCUCUACUUGCUCACACCAUGGGGAUGGGGAAAACCCUCCAAGUAAUCACGCUUCUAUAUCUCAUAUCCCAAGCCGGAAAAUCAACGGAUACGAGAGUCACGGAGCAGGUUCCGGACCAUUUAAGAGGGUCACUUCAUGUUCUUAUCGUAGCCCCGCCCGGGUUGCUCCCAAACUGGAGAGAAGAAUUCGUGAAGUGGGUUCCUAAAUUUGGAGACCAGCAGCUAUUGCAUUUUUACAUGCCCAGUCAACUAAAGGAUCCCAGGCCCCGAGUCGGGAUGUUCAGGGAAUGGGAAGAAAAGGGUGGUGUGCUACUACUAGGAUACCAGAUGCUUCGUGAUUGCGCCUCGGAAAGCUCAGUUAGAAAUAGUCUGUUACGCGAGAGGAAGAAGAGAAAGAAGAAGCCCAAGAAUCGAAGAACCACCAAAACAAGCACCAACGCACGAGGGAAAAAACCUGUCGAAAGUGCUGAUGAAGAUUCCAGUGAUGAAGCGGAAGAGAUAGAUUUGGCAUUGACACCGGAAGAAGAAGAGGCGAUGACACAAGCGGUAGAGCUUAGAAGAAUUGUUCUCGAAAUUCCAAAUAUUGUUGUUGCUGAUGAAGCUCACGCUGUCAAGAAUGAAAAGUCGGGUAUAUCAGAGGCGUUGGGUCAGAUUGCUACAAACUCGAGGAUUGCUUUGACGGGGUCACCAUUGGCGAACAACCUUAGUGAAUACUACUGUUUAACUAAGUGGGUUGCCGAAGAUAUGCUGGGACCAAAAGGCAAAUUCAAAGAUUUCUUUUCGUCUCCGAUCGAAGCUGGAUUGUAUGAAGAAUCAUCACCCGAUCAACGAAGAAUUGCUCUAAGACGUCUGGCCGUCUUGCGUUAUGUCAUGUCGCCAAAAAUGAACCGAAGUGGGCUGUCCCGAAUUAGACAUCGACUUCCUGAGAAAACCGAGUUUCUUAUCACGGUCGAGCUUACUGAAAUUCAGCGCAAGAUUUAUUCCCUGUUCGCUCAGAACGUUGUUCAGGAGAAUAUAAUAUCUAGCUCUAGUAACAAGACACCAGAUAAACUCGAGAUCAAGGGGUUUUUCGAUCAUGUGAGAUGUCUUCGAACACUACUCAACCACCCCAAGAUUCUGCUGGAGGUUUUCAAAGACAGAGCUGAAAAAAAAGCGAAGAAAGAGAAGCUUGCGUUAAAUUGGGCUACUUGUCUAUCACGAUCCACAAUCCAUGAGAUCAGGGAAGAGGAUUUGCUAGGCGAUGCGCAUCUCAAAACUCUUCUGAAUCUUUACAAGUACGCGCAGACAUUCGAAAAUUUUGAUUCUCCGGUAAACAGCAACAGAAUGACCUGUCUGUUCAAUAUCAUACAAGUCGCGGAGGAGAUCCGUGAGAAAAUACUCAUAUUUUCAAGCUCAAUUCCUACUCUCAACUACAUUGGGACCCAGCUCGACUCCAAGUCUAUUGAGUAUUAUCGUAUCGACGGGGUCACAAAGCCUAUUGAUCGUCAGAAAUCUAUCGCGGAAUUUGACUCGGAGAACGGCGCAAAUAUCAUGAUUAUAUCGACAAGAGCAGGCGGUGUUGGAUUAAACAUCACUGCAGCCUCUAGGGUAGUUAUCUUUGACUUUGACUUUUCACCUCAGGACGAGGAGCAAGCAAUUGCGCGAGCAUAUCGUCUGGGACAAACUAAGCCUGUCUUUGUAUAUCGCUUCAAAGUCGGUGGAACGUUUGAAGACGUGAUCCACAAUCGAUCACUAUUCAAGAUCUCUCUCGCGGCAAGAGUUGUAGAUCAUUCUCAUCCUGUUCGAUUGGCUAAACAGGGAAGGGCCCGGGAAUAUUUCAAACCUCCUGGGGCAUGUGAGAAGGGUGAUUUAUUGCAGUUUCUGCAGAACUACUCUGACCCUCUGCUGCUGGGGUUGAUCGAAAGUGGACUUGUACAAAAAAUUGAUCUUCAAGACAGUUAUCUAGACAGAACGGAUCAAGGGCUUACUAAAAGUGAGCAGAAGAUGUUCCAACUUGACUUGGAGAUCUAUCAUAACAAUUACGAGGAUCGAGGGGUUGAGGAGACUGAUGACGAGGAGUCAGAGGGUCCUGGUGAGGGGGCGUGA
Molecule: messenger RNA, 2670 nt
Organism: Orbilia oligospora ATCC 24927
Lineage: Eukaryota; Fungi; Ascomycota; Orbiliomycetes; Orbiliales; Orbiliaceae
Exons: 5
Coding region: 1-2670 (889 amino acids)
Cellular component (GO): nucleus
Molecular function (GO): ATP-dependent chromatin remodeler activity; ATP hydrolysis activity; ATP binding
Source: RefSeq, a predicted model, not a curated record